Molecule: messenger RNA, 1394 nt
Organism: Trichechus manatus latirostris (Florida manatee)
Lineage: Eukaryota; Metazoa; Chordata; Mammalia; Sirenia; Trichechidae
Product: tripartite motif-containing protein 43
Exons: 6
Coding region: 54-1394 (446 amino acids)
Biological process (GO): innate immune response; protein ubiquitination; regulation of gene expression
Cellular component (GO): cytoplasm
Molecular function (GO): ubiquitin protein ligase activity; protein binding; zinc ion binding
Source: RefSeq, a predicted model, not a curated record
UUGUCUCCCCAGGGCGGAAUAAUAAACUUUUCUGAUUUUCCUUCCCCAGAAAAAUGGAUUCAGCCUUCCAGAAGGAACUCAACUGCUUCAUCUGCUUGAACUACCUUACAGACCCUGUCACCAUAGGCUGUGGGCACACCUUCUGUAGGCCCUGUCUCUACCUUUCCUGGGAAGAAGCCGAAAUUCCUGUUCGUUGCCCCCUGUGCAGGGAAACAUCAGAGCAGACAGAGUUCAAAACCAAUAUUCUUGUGAAGAAUCUGACUUCCCUUGCCAGACAAGCCAGUCUCUGGCAGUUCCUCAGCUCUGAGGAACAGAUGUGUGGGACACACAAAGAGGCAAAGAAGAUGUUCUGUGAAGAGAGCAAGAACCUGCUUUGUUUGCUCUGCUCUAAUUCUCAGGAGCACGAGGCUCACAGUCACUGUUCCAUAGAAUGCGCUGUUGAGGAAUACCGGGAGAAGCUCUUAAAGCAAAUGAGAUCUUUAUGGGAAAAUAUUCAAAAAAAUCAGAGAAAUCUGAAUGAGGAGAGCCUAAUAACCAACCUAUGGAUAUAUUAUGUGUUUCUACUGUCAGAGAUUAUCAGUUCUGAGUAUCAGAAAGUGCAUCCGGUUCUCCUUGAGGAAGAAAAACAACAUUUAGAGGGACUGAAAAGUGAAGGCAAGAAGAUUUUACAGCAACUGAAGAAAAGAGAAGCCACAAUGGUUCAAAAGGGGAAGCGCCUAAGAGAAAUGUAUGAGGAGCUGAUGAAUAUCUGCCAUAAAUCAGAUGUGGAGCUGCUCCAGGAUUUGGGAGACAUAUUGACCAGGAGUGAGUCCGUGCAGCUGCACAUGCCGCAGCCUGUGAAGCCAGCGCUUAUUGCCAGGCCCAUCACUGGACUGAUAGACAGGUUCAACCAAUUCCGAGUGGAAAUUUCCUUCAGUUAUGAAGUAAGCAGUCAGAACAUCAUGCUGUUCGAUGAUGUGAGAAGUUUGAGGCUUAGACAUGACCUUCAAGAGGCGUCUUUUCCUUCUGGAAGAUCCAACUACUUUGCUUCAUGGGGAUCCCAGGCCUUCACCUCUGGAAAACACUACUGGGAGAUAGAUGUGAACGACUCUUGGGACUGGGCUGUAGGGGUCUGUAAGGAUACCUGGUUAAGGAAGAACGGCUCACUGGUCGAGUCUGACAACCUAUUUCUUCUUCUGUGUGUGAAGGACGAUAAUUGUUAUAAUCUCUUGACCACCUCCCCAGUGCUUCCUCAGUAUAUAGAGAAACCUCUGGGGCGAGUUGGUGUGUAUGUUGAUUUUGACAGUGGAAGUGUGAGUUUUGUUAAUGUUGCCAAAAGUUCCCUGAUAUGGAAGUACCCGGCUUGCUCCUCCAGUUACCCGCUCAGGCCUUUCUUUUGCACUGGCCACACAUGA